UUUUUGAGCUUGACAUUCGGUGGGUUCCAUUGUUUGGAUAUCAACUUUUUCCCCCUCUUAAUUGGGCAACCUUUCUCCUCUUGCUUUCAUCACUUCAUUACCUCCCAACUUCCGAGAUUUCUUACAGAAUUAAACACAGAUAUGGAAGGUUCAAUUGCAAAACACUUGCUCAACUCUUUUCUCAUUCUACUAGCCAUUACUUCAUUCAUAAACUCAAGCUCAGCCCAUACUCGAUUCUACUACCCCGUGCCUCCUAAAAGCGUUAGCACAGAGUUCAUUAAAACAUCUUGUAGCUCUACAACUUAUCCCAGACUUUGCUAUACCUCGCUUGCUGGGCAAGCGGGCUUAAUCCAAACUAGUCCUAAGCUCCUUGCCCAUGCAGCCCUUAACGUGACUCUUGCAACGGCUAAAUCAACUUCGGCGGUCAUGUUAAAGCUGUCAAAAGGCUCCGGGAUGAACCCUAGAGAGGUGGAAGCCAUGCAAGAUUGCCUAGAGGAGCUGAGUGAUUCAGUUGAUGAGAUCAGGAGGUCUAUUGGUGAGAUGGAUCAGAUAAAAGCUUCUAAUUUUGAGCUUAUGAUGAGUGAUAUACAGACUUGGGUUAGUGCUGCUUUGACUGACGAAACCACUUGCAGCGAUGGUUUUGAAGGUAAUACAGUGAAUGGGAAAAUGGUGAGAAGCCGAAUUGCGAACAUUGCUCAUAUGACUAGCAAUGCCUUGUCUUUGAUCAAUAGCUAUGCUUCUGUUCAUGCUUAAUAAUUAUAAAAAAAAUAAAUAGAUAUAUUUAUGUAUAUUUCUUAUUAAAAACUCGGCUGCUGCGGUUGGCCAAGCCGCCGCUUGACAUGCCAUGGUUGCUGCAAGAAAAAAUGUAAGUGAUUUUCAGACCUCAGGAUUAGUAUGUAAAAGUUUUAGUGAGGUUGAUUUGUAUUUCGUAGAAUGUGUGCACUUCAUUGUAUCUAUGAGAUUGAGUUGUAAGUAUAGUAUUAUCCUUUGUGUAAAAUAUAAGUUUCUUAGCUGCAUAUA
Molecule: messenger RNA, 1020 nt
Organism: Pistacia vera
Lineage: Eukaryota; Viridiplantae; Streptophyta; Magnoliopsida; Sapindales; Anacardiaceae
Product: 21 kDa protein-like
Exons: 1
Coding region: 142-753 (203 amino acids)
Biological process (GO): negative regulation of catalytic activity
Molecular function (GO): enzyme inhibitor activity
Source: RefSeq, a predicted model, not a curated record